Molecule: messenger RNA, 2883 nt
Organism: Helobdella robusta
Lineage: Eukaryota; Metazoa; Annelida; Clitellata; Rhynchobdellida; Glossiphoniidae
Exons: 14
Coding region: 1-2364 (787 amino acids)
Biological process (GO): retrograde vesicle-mediated transport, Golgi to endoplasmic reticulum; endoplasmic reticulum to Golgi vesicle-mediated transport; regulation of ER to Golgi vesicle-mediated transport
Cellular component (GO): Dsl1/NZR complex
Source: RefSeq, a predicted model, not a curated record
AUGCCAGAGCCGCAAAAUGGCGCAGCAUGGAAUGAAGUCAUUCAUUUCGUAAACCGCGACUUUGUCGAUCCGUCAAACUUUCUUCAGAAGCUGGAUGCGGUGGAAAAAACAUUACAAGAUGAUAGAAAUCAUCUGGAGAAGCAGCUUAAUCUGAUAGAAACUAGAAAUGCGGAUAGAGAGUCGUACACGGAAGAUGUUCUCCAGGAACUGACCACUGAUGCCAGGACACUCAUUUCUGAGAUUGAUGCUGUCUGCGAAGGGACUUCUAGUCAUCUGACAAUUUAUGAAAGAGAAAUUACAGACAUUAAAACGACUGUUACUAACAUUGAAGACAUUGAUAAGUGCAUCAAGUAUUUGGAGUUUAUAAAUCAUCUGGAAGAUGAGAGUUCAUUCAUUCAAUCGUCUAUGCUCAUUGAAAACAUGGACCAAUCAGUGAGAAGGUUUGCAAACUUGGUAAAUUUAUUACAAAAGAUCAAAGACACUAAAUGCAAACAUUUGAAAGAUUAUACUGAAUCCAUUGUUAUAUACUGGUACAACAUGUUCCUAUCCAAAUUUUCAAAGAGAAGUUGUUCAGAAAAAGCUGAGCAAGUAUUUCAGUGUAAAACUAAACACAGCAUCAGCCUACCCAUUCAGUUCUUCUUGCAACCAUUCCAUAAAAGAUUUAAUUUUCAUUUCUAUGGUCACAAAAAAACUAACAGCAUUGAAAAGCCGGAAUGGUACUUCACUCAGUUGAGUAUGUGGUUGAAUGAUCAGAAAGAUUUCGUCACCAGCAAGUUGCAACAUUACUUUGAUGCUGCUGGCUACCAACAUAUUGAUGUCUUGUCCCAGUUUGCCGAAGGGCUGGUCUGCCUAGCUUCAGACAAACUGCAUAAAGACUUGAAUUCACUUUUAAAUGACAAGUCCCUAGCUGAUAAUGACCAGCUGUUUGCACAUCACGUUGAUGAGGCGCUUAAUUUUAACAAUGAAAUGCAGACUCUACUCUCUUAUUCACUAUCUUUUUCUGGAAUCCUUGAAGUUUUGGUUGAAAAGGCAAUAUUUUGUAAAUGGAUUGCCAUUGAGAAAUCAUAUGCUCUUCGAAAGAUGGACGCCAUGAUGGAGAUGACUGAUGCGUGGCUAAUGAUGGUCAAUGGGGAGGUCGACGAUUGCAAGGUUCCACAUUUCGCCGAACUGUUCCUCGUUCUCCUGGUCACUAUUCAUGACAGAUACCAACAUCUACCUGACAUUGAUAGCCAAUUGGAAUUUAGCAAACUUCAGUUGGAUCUCAUUGAUGAUUUUAGGAUUCGUCUGGUUCACUUGAGGAAACAACUAACCUCAGUGACGUCAUCGUCGUCUGCAACUUUCUUCCAACAUCAACAGCAACAUCACGUCAUCGAAAACCCCAAAUACGCGGCCAUCUUGAAUACAGUUACUUAUUUUUGUGAUGUUUUUAAGAGAUGGACCAACGAACCUCUAUUUAUAAAGUUGAAUUUUCAUAAGAAGAAAAUAGAGAAAAGGAUGGACAGAGAAAAAAUGGGAUUGGUUGAGAAAAUGAUUUCAAAGCAGAACGAGACCGACAUAAUGAAUGCUGCCAACAUUGAUGAUAAUGCAGAAGAAGAUGACGACGACGAUGAUGAUGAUGGUGACGGUGGUGUUGGUGAUAAUGACGAGACGAUAUUUGAUGGAAUGAUGGAAUUAUACGAGGGGAUGAAGAGAGAUAUGCUUGCAACUAUUUUGAACUCAAUCGUUGACGAGUUUAAGAAUAACUCAAAACCAUACAUGAGAGACAAGUUUGUGUGUUCGCUUGUUGUACGUGUCUUCUACGUCUUCAUGUGUGGCAUGCUUACACAACAUCGCCUUAUAUACGACCUUGAACUUUUAAGAUGGCUGGCUCUCCCCUCGCAUAAAGAGUUCAUCUCUUUGGCUCUCUCCAAUUCGGCUUGUCACAUGUUCAAAACGUUGAAAGUUCAACUCGACAGCAUGGAAACUCUACUCAAUAAUUCUCUAUUCAAUGUUCUCUGGAGGGACGUUGCUGACUUGCUGGAUAAGUUCAUCUAUGAAAAUAUUAUAUGUGUCAAUCACUUCAAUGAGGGAGGAGCUAUGCAGUUGAAUUUUGACAUGACCCGAAAUCUCUUCCCCCUGUUCUCAAGUUACACAAACAAACCUGAAAAUCAUUUCAAAUGUGUGAAAGAGGCCUGUGCAGUACUAAUACUAACCACUGGGUCGGCUAUGUUGAUCAGGGAUGUGUUGAAAAGGGCACUACAUCCCUGCGAAUCAAAGGUUGAGGUGUCAGACCCCAUUGCAGCACUGCAGGAUGUGGGUGUAUUCAAGCUGGAGCCCGAACAUGUGGAAUAUUUGCUGAGUUUGAGGAUAGAUCUGCCUCAUUAGGACUGUUCAUUAUGUAUUUAAAAUGCCAAUUAUUAAAUCAAUUACAUUCAUCAUCUAAUUAACUUUACGGAUACUCGGUUUAUGAAUCAUUAAUUUGUUAGCUUAUUAUUAUUCACCAUUUUAUUAUUAUCAAGAUUUACAUAGAAAAAUCUUUGAAACUAAUUAUACAAACAAGCACACAUACAUACACACUUAUAGGAAACACGCACAAACAAUACCCACAUACAUUGAAAAAUCAUACAGUUUAUAAUUCCAAGAAUAUCUUUAAGAUUCAAAAUUUUAAUUGCUUCUCUUCAAAACAAACUUUUACUUAGCUGUAUUUAACGUGUGGAUUGGUACAGAUAUGAUGUUAAUGUAUCCAUACAAACACACACACACACACAUAUGUAUGUGUUAGUGGGUAUUGUCUUUGUAUACUUACAUUAGUGUCUUACGUUAUUGUAUAUACUUUAUUUCUUGUUAUCAUCGUGUUGGCUGUUUGUACAUCCGUUUUCCUUUUUAAAAAGUUUAAAAACUCUU